Messenger RNA from Rhizopus microsporus ATCC 52813, 1285 nucleotides. RefSeq lists its product as uncharacterized. Bases 226 to 1104 code for a protein of 292 amino acids. Lineage: Eukaryota; Fungi; Mucoromycota; Mucoromycetes; Mucorales; Rhizopodaceae. The transcript has a single exon. The record is from RefSeq and is a predicted model, not a curated record.
AGUAUUUAAUUUACUAAUUCUAUGCAUAGAGCAUCUUAUGGUACAACUAAAUAUUGCACUUAUUAUCUACGUAACAUGACUUGUCCAAACCCAAACUGUUUAUACUUGCAUGAGCCUGGAGAAGACGCAGAUACGAUAUCAAAAGAAGAAUUAGCCACUGGGUAAGUUGCCAAAAUAAAUAAACGCGUGAGAGAGAAAAUAAACGUGUGUAAUAGCAAACAUCGAAUGAGAGAUCAAAUGUCAUAUGAUAACAACAAUAAUGAUGACCACGACCAUGACGAUGAAGAUGGACACAGAUCAUCACAAUAUAGUUCACCUUCUAUCUCUAGCUCUGAUUUCCCUCCUGUGUCUUCUACAGUCAAGAGAGCUACUACUUCUACUACUGUUGCGGGCGACGAGGAGCGUUCAGCGCUUCCUGCUACAGCCUCAUGGGGAAAAACAAGCACACCAGGUACACCGACGAUUAAGAGCAGUGGCCUGCCUGAUCGUACUUUGACUCCUGAUGCAUUUGGGCCACCUUUAUCAGUCGCUGUUGCUCAACAGCAACAACAGCAACAAAAGCAGCAAGUGUCUCCUACUGUCUUGAAACGUAAAUUAGAAAAGAAAAAGCGCAAGGAGUUACUUCAAAAGCAACGAAAGGAAGAAGAAGAAAAGGAGCAACAACAACAGCAACAACAGCAACAACAAAGCCAAUCAUCGAGUUCAUCAUCAGAGGAUCAAGAACAACAAGUCCAAGAAGAAGACAAGAGUUAUUAUCCUUUUGAUGGCCUUGUUCAAUUUGUUCUUGGACAUGCUUUUGAAGAGGUUUGUUUACCGAAAUUAACAAAAGAGGAUGAAGAGGAGCCUGUUGGAGUAUCUGGUCUGCAUGAAUCUUCAUCAGAUGAUGAUAAUAGCAAUAACACACCAACCACACCACCUUUAAGCUUAGAACAGCUCACCAUAAGUGAAGACAUGUCACCACUCGAAUUCUUCACUCAAUCUAUUCCUACACCCAAAUACACAGGUACAUUCAACCCAUUUUCUCAUCAAAUUUUGAGAAGUAAUACAGCUAUCUUUGACUCUCCUGUGCGCAAACAUUCACGAUUUGGGUUUGCUCAAUUUUAAUUUUUUUGUUUUCUUUUCUAUAUUUCUUUUUUUUUUUUCUUUACACAAAUAUAAUAAAAAAACUAUGGAUAACAGCAAUAGUGUUUUCAUUUGUAGUUGUUGUUCUUUUGGUGAUAAAGGAAGGCGUAUUGCAGUUUAUAUUGCCAGCUUCUUGGUAAAUUUUUUAUACAGAGUCAUGAUA